AUGACGAGUGUCGAAGUGCAGGCUAUCAUAGAGGAUGAUAUUCCACUCGCUCAACGACAAUUGAGACCUGUAUUGGAAUUACCAACCCAACAUCAAAAACGUGUGAGAGAGUUGAAGAAGGCACUGAUCAACUUUAAUGGGCAAAAUAAGUUGAUUAAGAAAUUUCUCUCCAUCUAUAAAAACAAGGAAGUAGAGGUAACUGAGGUCACACUGAGAGUAAAUGAAUACAAAGAAAUUAUGAAGGGUAUUCGAGGAAUAUGUCAGGAAUUUGAACAGUUAGAUCCUGAGAACGAGCACCACUCUCCUGAAAGUAGGUAUGACAUCGAAGCGACAUAUUAUGACAAUCUCGCGGAAUUUGAGAGACUGGUAGCAGCCCCACGCGGAGAUUCGACCAGAGCUACGUCAGAACUUGAUAACGAAAGCCAAAAUCAUGAACACCACAACUGUGGACAAAGAAGAUUCAAAUUACCAAGUCCAGACUUACCAGUUUUCAAUGGAGAAUACGAGAAUUGGCUUUCAUUCAAGGGAGAAUUCGAAGCAGCCAUCCACAACCAGUCUGAUCUCAACCAGGUCGUGAAAUUUUCUUAUCUGCGAAGAUGCCUUAAGGGCUCUGCACUUGACAAGGUCAAAAUGUUGCCAAUAACAGGAGACAAUUAUGAGAGAGCCUGGAAUAUUCUUAACGAAAUCUACUCUAACGACCGACUCAUCAUUUCGAGACAUUAUCAAUUAUUAUUAAAUAUUCCAAAACAAACUGAAGAAACAGCAACAGGUCUCACCAAACUAGUGGAUGACACGAGGCAGCACGUCGAAAUGCUAAAAACUGUAGGAGUCAUCAUCAACGAUGAAACCAUCGUAGCUAUGGUGGAGAAUGUUCUCCACCCAACAACCAGCGAUGCAUGGGAGGAGACACUCACCAAGGGGGUGUUUCCUAAAUCUCAACAAUUAUUGGAUUUUUUAUCUCAGCGAGCAUCUCGAUUCAUCGUACGGGACAAUGCCAAAGUGAAAAAGGAAAAUAAAACAGAAACCAGUAUGCAUAAACAAAGCCUAAAACGACCACAUGCAAGGGCUUUCUAUACUACCACAGAGGCGAAAUGUGCAAUUUGUAAUCAAGAUCAACACCCACUUUACAAAUGCAAGAAAUUCCGAACUCUGAAUGUUCCAGGCCGCAUUCAAAUGGUAAAUCGUCAUUCAUUUUGUCCAAAUUGUCUGCGCACGGGUCACAGCAAGGAAGAAUGCCCAUCAAAACACAUGUGCUGGAGCGUGGUAUUGGUCAACAAUCAAGCUAGCAAUCAGAUGCUAAUCACAGCCAUCGUCAACGUGCUCGACAUCAAAAAACAAUCGAUCAGGGCGAGACUUCUCCUGGACACUUGUUCAACAACCAACUUUAUCACGGAAAACCUUGCCCACAGACUAAAAUUGCAGAGAAGGAAUUACUCAAUUCCUGUGAUUGGAAUCAAUGGACUCACCACGUACACCAAACACCAGGUAACAGCAACGAUCAAGUCUACAACCAACAGGUAUGAAAGAACGUUGACCUUCCUCACGAUUCCCAAAAUAUCCGAUCUCGUUCCAUCGGAAGGCUGCCCUCGUGAUUCCUUGAAAUUACCAAAGAAUCUGCGACUUGCAGACCCGUCCUUCUAUUCACCAGGAGCGAUUGAUAUGUUGCUGGGUUCAGGACCAACAUUAGCCUUACUUUGCGUGGGACAAUAUGUGAUUCCUCCUGAUUUAUAUCUCCAAAAAACUCAGCUGGGUUGGAUUGUGGGAGGCAGCGAUUCUAUUCCAAGCACCGAUACUGCUCAACAGACCUUCUGUCUCACAACACAGUUCAAUAUCGAGAAAUUCUGGAGACUUGAAGAAAUUCCUAAGCAAAAAUUCAUCUCUCCGGAAGAACAAGCUGCAGAAAAACACUUCAUGGACAAUUAUACCAGAGAUAGGACGGGCCGAUACGUAGUUGCCCUUCCAUUCAAGGAAUCAACACAGAAAUUGAGUUUGACCAAAGAAAUUGCACGCAAGCGCCUCCAAUCUUUGGAUCGAAAAUUCAUCCGGGACCCCCAGCUGAAGGAACAAUAUAGAGCAGUAAUUUCUGAAUACUUGGAACUGGGCCAAAUGACGAAGAUUAUUGACGAUAAUAAUGAAGGAUUUUAUUUACCCCAUCAUGCGGUAAUAAAAGAGACCAGUCUGACCACCAAAGUUCGAGUGGUGUUCGAUGGAUCAGCCAGCACUCCAGAAGGGCUAUCACUCAACUCUGCCUUAAUGGUAGGCCCGACAAUUCAAGAUGACAUCUUCUCUUUGAUCACUCGUUUUCGAUUCUACAAAUAUGUUCUAACGGGUGAUAUUGAGAAGAUGUACAGACAAUUUAUCAUUCGCCCCGAAGAUCGCAAAUACCAGAAAAUUUUAUGGUAUGACGAUGACAAUGAAAUAACAACUUAUCAGCUAAAUACAGUAACCUUCGGGCUAUCCUCAGCCCCAUUCUUAGCAAUCAGGAGUCUCCAGCAACUGGCUCGAGAUUACUCUGAUCAAUAUCCACUUGCAUCACAUAUUCUACAAAGGGACAUGUACGUAGACGAUUUGUUAACUGGCUUUUCUACAAAAGAAGCAGCCAGAGAUGCUCAAACCCAAGUAACUGAGUGCCUACAACAAGCAGGUCUCAAAAUACGACAAUGGGCAUCCAAUGACAUGAGCCUCUUGCAGCACCUACCUGCAGAGGAUAUCAAUAAAAAUCUCCAGCUUGACAGCAGUCAGGCUCUAAAGGCACUGGGGGUUUCUUGGAAUUCACAAGCGGACAACAUUUGUUAUUCCGUCAAACCAAUCAUUCAAAAUUCUACCACAGUUCAAUUACACGGUUUCUGCGAUGCAAGCGAGAGAGGAUAUGGAGCUUGCAUUUAUAUAAGAUCAAGCAAUGCUAAAGGAGAUAUCCAAACGUCUUUGUUGUGCUCCAGGUCGAGAGUCUCACCUCUGAAAACUAUUACGAUACCUAGACUAGAAUUAUGUGGAGCCUACUUACUUGCGCAACUCUACAAGGCUAUCAAAGAAGCUAUUGAAUUUCCAAUUUCCAAAAUUAUUUUUUGGAGCGAUUCUAUGGUCGCACUCCACUGGAUUGGUACCUCACCUCAUCAUCUGAAGACUUUUGUGGCGAAUCGAGUCUCAGCCAUCCAACAAGAAGCUCCAGGGAUCGAGUGGAGACAUGUCAGGUCCGAAGACAAUCCAGCAGAUGCAUUAUCAAGAGGACAACUACCAGGUGAAUUGGUGAACAACAAAAUAUGGAGGCAAGGCCCUGCAUGGCUGAUGCACCCAGAAGACACAUGGUGUUGGCAACCAAUAGUGCCACUAGAGAACGAUUCUGAGGUUAAAGUAGCUACCUGCCUUCAUAUCAUCACAGAAUUCAACUUAUUCACUCGCUACUCAUCGUGGAUCAAACUCAGGAGGCACGUCGCAAUCUGGCGGCGAUUCUUCCGGUUCUUGAUGAAGAAAAUCCCAUCAAAGGGGAUGAUCCAAGUGGGAGAAUUGAAGGAAGCACAGCUGGUGAUCAUCAGGGUAGUACAGCGCAGCUCGUUCUGUGAAGAAAUCAACUGGUUCAGCACUAACAAGACCAAUUCACAAUACAAAGGGAAACUUAAGACACUCAACCCAUUCGUCGACAAUCAAGGACUCCUGCGAGUUGGUGGCCGACUGCAUCAGGCUGAUAUUCCCUUCGAUCAGAAGCACCCAAUCCUGCUACCCAAAAACAAUCAUGUCACCAAUCUCAUCAUCCAAGAAUGCCAUUCCAUCCAACUACAUUCUGGAGUCCAGAAUACACUCCAAAGUUUAAGACAUCAAUUCUGGUUGCUAGAUGGACGAUCUCAAGUACGAAAAAUUAUUCGUCAAUGUGUACCAUGUCUCCGAGCUCGGCCACCUAUUCCUCAGUACACGAUGGGUAGUUUACCAGCCACGAGAGUCAAUGCAACAACACAUCCUUUUGUUCAUGUCGGAGUAGAUUACUGCGGGCCAUUCUACAUAAAAGAAACGAAGCUUCGAAAUCGUAAGGCCGUCAAGAUAUAUGUAGCAGUAUUUGUCUGUCUAACAGUGAAGGCAAUUCACCUGGAAGUUGUGAGUGACUUGACAACCGAAGCUUUCAUCGGAGCCCUGCGGAGAUUCAUCGGGAGGAGAGGUCGGCCGAUCCUCAUACAAUCAGAUAAUGGAACCAAUUUUGUGGGAGCGAAUAGUGAAAUGAAGAACAUAGUGGCAGAGCUCCAAACACCAAAAAGCCAGUACAAAAUCACAUCAGAACUCAGUGCUAAGGGAAUCAACUGGCGGUUCUCUCCCCCUCAAUCUCCUCACUUCGGGGGGAUUUGGGAGGCGGCUGUCAAGUCAUUCAAACAUCAUCUACGAAGAGUCAUGGGAUCACAACUGCUUACAUUAGAAAAAUUCUCGACCCUUACUGUGGAAAUCGAGGCUAUUCUCAAUUCAAGACCACUAUGUCCACUAUCCACUGAUCCGAAUGACUUGACAGCAUUAACCCCAGGCCAUUUCUUGAUUGGGAAAGAGCUCAUCAGCCUUCCAGAACAUCAUCUCCAAGACAUCAACACCAACCGAUUAUCUUCUUGGCAACACAUUCAAAAGAUGCGCCAAGAUUUCUGGAAACGCUGGUACAAAGAAUACCUCAAUGAGCUUAAUAUAAAGAAGAAGUGGACUUCUGGAGAACAUGACAUCACCAUGGGGUCCAUGGUAUUACUACGAGAUGAUAAUUUACCAUCCAUGGAAUGGAAGCUGGGACGAGUCGUCGAAAUCCAUCCAGGCAGAGACGACCACAUCAGAGUCGUCUCUGUGAAAACUAAAUCGGGUAUCUUGAAAAGGUGCAUCAAAAAACUCGUAUCACUGCCUCUCGCGACCUGGAGCCAACUCGCAGACGUGGAAGAAGGAAGCAAUAACAAGACAACACAAUGA
Molecule: messenger RNA, 4923 nt
Organism: Diachasma alloeum
Lineage: Eukaryota; Metazoa; Arthropoda; Insecta; Hymenoptera; Braconidae
Exons: 3
Coding region: 1-4923 (1640 amino acids)
Biological process (GO): DNA integration
Molecular function (GO): nucleic acid binding; zinc ion binding
Source: RefSeq, a predicted model, not a curated record